AUGGUCCUCCUAACGUCCUCGACAGUUUCUGUGAUCGUCACGUCAAGUGUGAUCUGCAUGUCCACAUUCCUCCUCUUCCUGUCUGGCUAUGCGCUUCAGCAGCACUCGGUACGGAACAUACAAAAGGCCAUACGGGCACCCAUACCGACGCCCACGCCGCGAGCGAUACUAAGACGAGACGCAACAUAUGAGACAUUUAAUUCAGACGAUGAGAGCGGCAGGGCGUUUGGGAGCAACAUCAACAACAUCGAACAGGAGGUGCUGUCGGAGGAAUUGACCGGCGCAGGAUCGCCAGGCAAUUAUGCUUAUCUGCAGCUUCUCUCCACGCCGGAUCCGUCUGACAUCUGCUCCGCGAUUUUGUUCUUCAAGAAGCUAGCUGCUGGUAAUUCAGCUGUCCAGGACCGUCUGUUCCUGUAUCCGCAGGAAUGGGACCUUGUGUCGUCUCAGGAUGAGGACGUCUCCACGGCACUUUCGCUCUUGCAUGCCGCCAGCAGAAAAUACGACAUCUGGCUCCUACCCAUCGACACGACGAUAGUGGCGCAACAGGGAUACAAGCUGACAGACUCGAAGCUGCUGCGCCUGGGCCAGAUCCAGUUCAUGCAGUACGACAGCGUGCUGUAUCUGCGCACACCGGGCCUGUUGCUGGACGCGCAGAAACUGGACAAGAUGCUGCUCUCGCGGCCUCUCCCGCUGAAAUACGACAAGAACCGACCAGAGUCGUUCAACAAUGAAGCCUGGAUCCCCAUGCCUCUGCGCGCGGAACGAGACCCGACCUUACCUCCCGUCUACCUCAUCACGGUGAACAACGUCCGCGAUCACGUCGAAGCCCGCACGCAUAUCCCGAACGUGGCACUGCGCGGCUUCGGCGAUUUGGUGGUCGGACCAGAUUUUCAAGACCGCGGUGACGAUGGCCCUGCGUACGUGUUUUUCGAAAAGGACGACGAGGGUCACGUCCGAUGGGAGAACAAUCGCUGGUUCGGCCAGUGGAGGAAAGAGCAGUACGAAGUGUGCGAGGGUCUAGACUUGGAUAGGGUUUGA
Molecule: messenger RNA, 1038 nt
Organism: Rasamsonia emersonii CBS 393.64
Lineage: Eukaryota; Fungi; Ascomycota; Eurotiomycetes; Eurotiales; Trichocomaceae
Exons: 1
Coding region: 1-1038 (345 amino acids)
Source: RefSeq, a predicted model, not a curated record